Molecule: messenger RNA, 2226 nt
Organism: Caenorhabditis auriculariae
Lineage: Eukaryota; Metazoa; Nematoda; Chromadorea; Rhabditida; Rhabditidae
Source: the annotation of a GenBank genome assembly
AUGGCAGCCGCUUCCACAACUACAGAGGUUUGAAUUCAGAUACAUUUUAGAUGAAAAAUAAUUUUAUUGAAGAAGCGGAAAAAGCCUGGCGUUUUUCUGUCGCUGUCUGCUGGUGCAAUAGCCGGCGCUGUGGCCAAAACAACGAUCGCGCCUUUAGAUCGAACAAAAAUUUAUUUUCAAGGUAAACAAAAAAUGAAGAAAAUGAACAUGCUAAAGUUAAAAUUUUUCAGUGUCGAACACUAGAGGUUACUCGUUCAAGUCGGCGCUAAAAUUCAUCAAAUUGACGUUCAAAGAAAGCGGAUUUUUCGCCUUGUAUCGAGGCAACUCGGCGACAAUGGCUCGAGUAAUUCCCUACGCCGCGAUUCAAUUCACGGCUUUCGAACAGUACAAGCAUCUGCUUCAGGUUGAUGAGAAUGGGUUUUCAAAAACUUAAAGAAAAGAAAAAUUUUCUGUUUUUAGUGUAAAAACGCCGGUAAAAAGGUACAUAGUUGGAUCUUUGGCCGCGACAACGGCAACUUGUAUAACUUAUCCUUUGGACACAGCUAAAGCGAGACUUUCCGUCUCAACUACAAUGCAGUACAAGACGUUGAGAUCGGUUCGUUUCGUAUAAAACGCCUUUUUGGGUUUUUAAAGGCGCUUGGGCCGGAAAAAAACUGCGGAAGGAAGAUACUUUUUUUUUCUUUUGGUGUUCACAGUUAAAAAUCCUUCUUCGCCUUUGAAUCUACUUUCAAGGUUUUUAAAGUGAUGUAGUCUAUUCAAAACAAUUUCUAGGGAGUUAAGAGACCUUGCCUCAGUAUCCGACGUUGACAACUGUUUUUUGAACUAGGUAUUUUUUGAAUUUUGAUUGAGCCCGAGAAAAAGUUAAGAGCCCGGGAAAUUUUCACUAUUUUUCUGGGCGUUCAAGCACCUCCUUAAGCGUUCGAUAUGGUGAAGAAAAUCUAUAUGAAAACAUGUACAGCAUUUUUCAGGUUUUCGUAAAAACAUACCGGGAAGGGGGCCUCUCAGCGUUGUACCGCGGUAUUUACCCAACUAUUUUAGGUUUCCUCUAACAUUUUUCUUAUCAGGAACUUUAUUUUGCAUUUUCAGGCGUAAUCCCGUACGCAGGAACCUCGUUCUUCACCUACGAGACGUUGAAAAUCAUUUAUCAUGAGGAAACUGGUCAUCAGGUCAAUAUAGUUCAUUGGAAAAUCAGACACAGUGUUUAAAAAUCAUUUAGACACCCAAAAACUAUGAAAACCGCUUAGAGAAAUAUUGAAGCUAAAAAAAGCUUGAAAUUGAUUUUCAAAACUUAUGGACCAAUAAAUUUUUUCGAUGAAACAGAAUGGAAAACUUUUUCCUUUCUUUCAACAGUUUUCUAUGGAAAAAUUCGAUCUACUUUUUAAAUGUUGAGUUUGAAAAAAGGCUAAAGAACUGUAUGAAUGAUUUCCUUUGUUCAGGUAACAUCGCCGUGGCGGAUGCUUUUCGGAAUGAUCGCCGGUUUGGCCGGCCAAUCCUCGUCUUAUCCGCUAGAUAUUGUCCGGAGACGGAUGCAAACCGGCAGAGUUCCUGCCGGAUGGGGUCCUCUUCGGACUAUUGUCCAUAUUUAUCAUACAGGUAGGAUAGUGCUCAAGUUUCCAAGGAAAGUCAGCGAAAAACUCGGUAAUAAAAAAAAAUAAAAGAGGAAAGACGCAACUGCGCGCCGCGGGCAAGACAUUUCUUUAAAAACAAUUUUUAAACCCAUCCAAAUUUUGGUCAUUUUUUAAAGGUUUAAUGGUUUUCUAAAUGAACUUUCGUUAUUAUUCAGUUUCUCCAAGUUAAAUAUUGAAUUUACAGAAGGAUUGAAGCGAGGGGCUCUACAAAGGCCUCAGUAUGAACUGGUUAAAAGGGCCGGUCGCCGUCGGAGUUUCUUUCACCACUUACGAAAAGGUGAUUUCAUAUCCAAAAAUGUAGGAAAAGUAAUAUUUUUCAUUUUUUUUUUCAAAGAUUUUUCAACGUAUAAACUUGUGAGGUUUUCGAAAAUGGUGUCAAAAAUUAACAUUUUUCUUUAGUUUUUGGAGAAGUCAUAGUGGAAAAGUACCUUUUUCAGAAGUUUAGAAGGGUGCUUCCGAAUAAUUUCAGCAUCUUUAUCUAUAAUAUUUUUUUAAAAAUUAAAUUUUCAACUUUUCAGGUGACGGAACUGGCGCGAGCUUGUCAUCUUUAUUAGAAUUUCCUUCCCAAGAAAAAAAGUUUCUAAAAAUUUCAUUAUAG